CACCGCAUACCCUGUUCGUUGCCAUCCAGUAUCCCUUCUACCUAGUCCCUUUUCUUGCUCUUUCUCUCCGUUCUCUUCCCGUCAGUCUUCCUAUAUACGACCACUGGCUACCGUCUGCGUCCGUCGAGACAAUCUCCUGCCGUAUCUUCUGCAAUGUCAACCCAUGGACCCAUAAACGGCGUAAAGAUGUCUCCUAUCGAUGAUCCCCACAAAGUCGUCAAGGUCAUUGCUUCCGACGGCAAGUCUGGUGACACACGAGAACUCUCUUAUUCCAACUGCAAGGUCAUUGGUAACGGCUCUUUCGGUGUCGUUUUCCAGGCGAAACUGCUCGGCGUACCCAAGGAGAGCGAGGAUAUCGCCAUCAAGAAGGUUCUGCAGGACAAGCGCUUCAAGAACCGUGAACUUCAGAUCAUGCGGCUUGUUUCGCAUCCGAAUGUAGUCGACCUGAGAGCAUUUUUCUAUUCCAAUGGUGACAAGAAAGACGAGCUCUAUCUCAAUCUUAUGCUGGAAUACGUCCCUGAAACCGUCUACCGUGCUAGCCGCCACUACGCUAAACUUAAGCAGCCGAUGCCCAUGCUCCAAAUCAAACUGUAUAUGUAUCAACUUCUCCGUUCCCUCGCCUACAUUCACUCCGUCGGUAUCUGCCAUCGAGAUAUCAAACCACAGAAUCUGCUCCUCAACCCUGCCACCGGUGUCCUCAAGCUUUGCGAUUUUGGCUCUGCAAAGAUAUUGAUUACCGGUGAACCAAACGUCAGUUACAUCUGCUCCAGGUAUUACAGAGCACCGGAGCUCAUUUUUGGCGCCACGAACUACACCACCAACAUCGAUAUCUGGUCAACGGGGUGUGUGAUGGCAGAGUUAAUGCUUGGUCAGCCGCUGUUCCCUGGUGAAAGCGGCAUCGAUCAACUGGUAGAGAUCAUCAAAGUGCUUGGAACGCCGUCCAGAGAGCAGAUCAAGACGAUGAAUCCCAACUAUAUGGAGCACAAGUUCCCACAAAUUAAGCCUCAUCCCUUCUCAAAAGUGUUCCGGCCUCGUACAUCCCCCGAGGCAAUUGAUUUGGUGGCGAAGUUGUUAGAGUACACACCUGGCACACGGCUCAGUGCGAUAGAGGCCAUGGUCCAUCCCUUCUUUGAUGAGCUGCGGGUCGAAGGCGCGAGGAUGCCCAAUGGGAAAGAGUUCCCGUCGCUGUUCGAUUUUAAACGUGAAGAACUCUCUGUACGACCGGAUUUGAUCCGUCAACUUGUUCCGCCACACUGUGAACCAGAGCUGGCCUCCCGGAAUAUCGUGUUAAAUAGCUUCGUACCCAUACCAUUGGAAGACCUGAAGAUAACGCUGGACUGAUGCGGCGGCCCAUGUUCGUGCCUUGUGUUCGAUUUUCUCUUCAUCUUUUUUCAUUCAGUCCCACUUUAUAUAUAUAUCUUGAAUUCAAUGCCGAGCAGGAGAUGUACACGAUGUUGCAAUGAUUGUAGUAUUGAAGUGUGAUUCGUGC
Messenger RNA from Guyanagaster necrorhizus, 1489 nucleotides. RefSeq names its product Pkinase-domain-containing protein. The transcript has 7 exons. NCBI's taxonomy places the organism in Eukaryota, Fungi, Basidiomycota, Agaricomycetes, Agaricales, Physalacriaceae. The record is from RefSeq and is a predicted model, not a curated record. Gene Ontology annotation, biological process: peptidyl-threonine phosphorylation; signal transduction; cell differentiation. Gene Ontology annotation, molecular function: protein serine/threonine kinase activity; ATP binding; protein serine/threonine/tyrosine kinase activity. Gene Ontology annotation, cellular component: cytoplasm; nucleus. The coding region runs from base 187 to 1341 and encodes 384 amino acids.